Messenger RNA from Acipenser ruthenus (sterlet), 3193 nucleotides. RefSeq names its product fin bud initiation factor-like. The coding region runs from base 771 to 1406 and encodes 211 amino acids. Lineage: Eukaryota; Metazoa; Chordata; Actinopteri; Acipenseriformes; Acipenseridae. The transcript has a single exon. The record is from RefSeq and is a predicted model, not a curated record.
AGUAAUGUAUUAUAUAAUGUCGUCCUAGACGGAACAAACGUGCUACAGUUUUAAUAAGAGGGUCCCACUUAGGGUUCUUUCAGAAAUUGCUCUUUUCCUUUUAAGUGACGGAGCUGUGCUGUAAUUUGAGAGCAGACAUAUCCAAGGGAUAUCAUUAGCCAACCAAAGAGUCUGUCUUCGCUAUCCAGAUGUUGAAGUAGCAGAAGAGACGGCCAAAGACACUACAAAACCAUUCCCUAAUCCAACUCUCUACUCCUUCAAGCCUGAAAACAUCCUCGGUAAAUUCAACAGCCAAGAAAAAAAACACAGACAUUUCAUCCUGCAGCCAUAGAUGUUGUUGUUGUUAUCCAGAGCGGAACUAUUCUUAUCACAGAGGGUAUCACGGGGGAAAUCAUCUUAAAAACGUUUUCCUGUUUGUUUUACGCCUGUUUUUUUCUGUUUGUUUGUUUGUUUGUUUGUUUUCUCAUUUUGUAUUUAUUUAUUUAUUUAUUUUUUUUUGCAAACUUGAUAAGCUCGCAGGAUUUAGGAUUGACUUGUUUACUGGAAAGCCUUGUGAUGUUUUGCAAGCAAAUCGUUAUUAAAUAUUUUGCAGCCGUGUGUUUAUUGAAACCCUGAUAGCCUUUGCAAAGGAUUAUACGCGUUUUAACUAUAUUAUAUAUAGAGUAAAACACACACACACACACACACACACACACACACACACACACACACACACACACACACACACACACACACAAACUAUAACUUUUGAUAUUAAGAUCAUUAAAAAAAUGUUUGAGUUUGUGUUUAAGUUGCUGUUGGCUGCUAGUAUUUCUCUGUUGCCCGUAUGCUGUGAUUUUUAUAAUGGACCACUAUUACCAGAAAUGUCAAACGGGACUCUGCACCACUACUUUGUCCCAGAUGGAAAUUACGAGGAAAACGACGACCCGGACAUCUGCCAGAUGCUUUUUAAAAUGACUGACCAUAGAACGUGCGGAAUGGAGCAAGACCAGGACUCGGUGAUCCGAGACGACUUUACAGUCAUAAAGCGGCAGAUUGAGGAUGCCGGGCGGGUGCUGGAGGGAGUCGGCAAGAGCAUCUCGUACGAUUUGGACGGGGAAGAGAGCUACAGCAAUUACCUGAGGAGGGAGACGUCACAGAUCGAGGAAGCAUUUACCAAUUCCGAGAAAUCUUUAAUCGAACUGGAAGUGAAGUUUAAACAGAGCCAGGAGAACGAACUGAAAGAGGAGCAUCGCAUCAACGAUGACUUUUUGGACAUGAUAGUGCACACCCGCGGCGUCCUGACAGGCACGUUGGAUACAUACGUCGGGCUAAAGGAUAAACAUGAGCUCCUCUCUCUGACAAUAAGGAGCCACGGGACAAGGUUAGGCAGACUCAAGAACGAGUAUGUGAAAGAGCAUUCUUAACGACAUGAUAAUAUAAUACACGUGUGUGUGAAAUAACACAGGUUUUAACCAUGAUUCGAAGCAUGAAUGCUUCCAAAAAGUGUUGCAACAUUGGUAUAGAAAACAUUUAACACCAGUGCUUAUUCCCUUUAUGCGUCUGUCAAAAGUAGUGUACGGUUGCUAUAUUGCAAUCUUCUGCUCUGUCUAUAGGUUCAAUGCCAGAAUGAGACUUGAAGGUUGUGCUUGUUUUCAAAAGGUAAAAUGAUGUUAUUCUCUACCUUAGCUAAAGUGCUUGCUUAACAUGUAUGCACCUGAUGUCAUACUAAUUAUUAUUAUUAUUAUUAUUAUUAUUAGUAGUAGUAGUAGUAGUAGUAGUAGUAGUAUUAUAAAUAAAAAUGUAAUAAUGAAUUUAGACAAACGUUUUGAUCUUAAUCAAUGUCUACCUAUGUUGCUACAUAUCUUUUCAUGUCACUAUUAUUAUUAUUAUUAUUAUUAUUAUUAUUAUUAUUAUUAUUAUUAUUAUUAUUAUUAUUGCUUGAUUGAGUUUAUCUGCAAUAUGCAUGCAAGUUACUAUUUGAAAUAUGAAUUUACAGUCCUCUGUUAUUUUAACACAUUCUAUCAGGUAGUCCCUUCUAAAAUAAAUAUACUCCACGGACAAGGCAAAGACUUGAAUCGGCUUAUUUGUGUUAUUGGAAAACACUUGUAAAACAUGAUCAUUCAGAAUGCUAUGCAUAGGUUUCAGUAGAACAAUUCAGUACUGAACAGAUCAUGAGGUGCUGUAGCUGCAGUCCUGCAUGAGCAUCAUGACCAUUGAGCAUUACUGCAAAGUAAAAAAGAAAUACUAAUUCAGCAUUAAUAUUGAAGUACUUUGGAGUAGAUUCAUAAAAAAAUAAACAUUAAAAGGCAAUAGAACAGUCCAGUAUUUGUGUACACCAUUCUACAAAUAUACUUAAUAUAUUUGUAGUAUUGCAUGCCAUUUCUAGAAUCCUGGUCCUACAUAUUAUAAUAUAUAUUAAAAGGCCAUUGCUAAGUUAUUGCAAUUUCUACCAAAGCUAUUCAAUGCUUUGCCCUGUGCUAAAUUGGAUUUGGUGCACAUCAAAGUGAGUUAUGUUUUUCUCCAGGGGUAUUUGCUACAUAUACUGCAGAUGUCUUCACCCAACCAAAGCCUGAUUCAGAAGCACUUUGGCCCAUAUUCACAAAGCAUCUUCCACCGUGCUUAAAUAACACAUGUUUUAUUUUUCUAAAAAAAGAAAACAAAAUGUUGGCCUUACAAAGCUUGAAAAAACAAAGUCAGGAUGUUAAUUUAAGAGCUCCUGCUAAAGCUGUUUGUGCAACAAAUUGGCUACUUGUACAAUUAAAAAGCGUGAUGUGGUGAAUUGUUUUGUGAUCGUAAUCCACUUUCUUAAGAUUUUUAGUAGGAAAAUAAAAAUGUAAUAAUGAAUUUAGACAAACGUUUUGAUCUUAAUCAACGUCUACCUAUGUUGCUACAUAUCUUUUCAUGUCACUAUAACACUUUUCUAAAUGAAAAUAUUGUAUAUACAUUAUAACAUGAAAGAAAACUUUUGUUGUAAUACAAAUUGUUAUAUAAAUGAGCUUUAACUUGUAUUAAUUUAAUGCUGUGACUGUAUAUUUAAUGAACACAAAAAAGGAAGAACUGUAAUAUUGUGUCAAAUGUUCUCAGUAUCCUAUAAUCAUUCCUACUCAUGAUAUUGCUCUAUUCAACAUAACAGGAAUGAUUUCAAUCCAACAUUGUAUUCUACAUGUUAUUAUUGGUUGAAAUAAAGUUUUUUUUUUCUUUUAAGGAUGAA